This is a messenger RNA of Austrofundulus limnaeus, 7675 nucleotides long. RefSeq names its product thyroid hormone receptor interactor 12 (gene trip12). Gene Ontology annotation, cellular component: nuclear speck. The record is from RefSeq and is a predicted model, not a curated record. The transcript is spliced from 42 exons. Bases 156 to 6332 code for a protein of 2058 amino acids. Gene Ontology annotation, molecular function: zinc ion binding; ubiquitin protein ligase activity. Gene Ontology annotation, biological process: protein polyubiquitination; DNA damage response; proteasome-mediated ubiquitin-dependent protein catabolic process. NCBI's taxonomy places the organism in Eukaryota, Metazoa, Chordata, Actinopteri, Cyprinodontiformes, Rivulidae.
UAUUGCAGUUGUAGGCCACUCAGCUGAUGUGAAGCUAACAGGGACAGGAGAGAGAAAAGAGGAGCUGGUGCACAGUCURUUACAACUACAACACUGGAACAAAUAGUGAAUGGUAGUGUCUAGAAAGGGUAUGUCCCUUCAGGAGAGAGGUGCCAAUGUCCAACCGGCCUAAUUCCAAUCCAGGGGGGUCACUGCGCCGUUCACAGAGGAACACUGCUGCGGCCCAGCCACAAGACCACACGGCAGCUGGAAGGUUACAGUCAGAGCAGGUAAAACAUAAAGCAAAUUCCCCACCUGAAAGUAGAAGAUCUAAUUCUAAGGCUCCCAAAGCCACAGCCAUCUCAGCCACUGGCCAGUCCAGAGGGCACAGCUCAAGAAGAAGUGGUCUUACUCURUCCGUCGCUUCGUUUGUGCUGCAAGACGAUCAAGAGGCUGCAGGAACAUCUGAGCAGGAGCGACCAGGCCACCAAUCAAAGAGUGAGGGCACCCGAGGGCUUAAACGAGGYGAAGCACCUGACGAAAUUAGUGUCUUUGGACCGACCUCUGCCAAGAAACCCAAAUCAUCCCUUCCCACACCCAGAAAUAACCCCUCAGAGGCCAAGAAAGGCCCUGCCAAGACCAAGAAAAGACCAGCUGCAUCAGAAUCAUCUACAUCAACAGGUAGAAGUCAGAGCAAAAAAAGUGUGGCCGUUGGGGCCUCUCCACUCCAGAAACGGAAGAAAUCGGACUCUCUCCCCGGUCUAAGUAGCACCGCUGGGCCCCUCCCCAAUUGUACCGAGGGCAGAACUGCAAAAGCCACCAAGCUGGCGUCUAAAUCGGCCGCCUCAGCCAAAGCUGGGUGUAGCAACGUGACAGACUCCUCCUCCUCCGCCUCCUCCUCUUCUUCCUCCACCACAGGCUCCAACAGCGCUGCCACACAGGGCGCUCGCGUCAAACAGGGAAAAGAUCAGACCAAGGCACGCCGCUCUAGAUCCGCUUCUAGCCCCUCUCCACGCCGAAGUACACGAGACAACGAGCAGGCCAAAACUGCCAGCUCUUCAAAAUUUGAGUGGGCAACACGCUUCAACACCAAAGUUAAUUUGCCAAAACCGAAACUUUCCUUACCUGGAUCCUCCAAAACCGAGACCUCUAAACCUGGGCCGUCUGGACUACAAGCUAAACUUGCAAGUUUGAGGAAACCCAAUAAGAAGCCUAGUGAGUCUCCUCCAGCAGAGCUCCCCAGUUGUCGGCGGAGCACACGUCAGAAGACCACGGGCUCUUGUGCCAGCACAAGUCGGCGGGGCUCAGGCCUGGGCAAGCGCGGGGCAGCUGACGCUCGCCGACAGGAGAAAAUGGCUGACUCCGACAACAACCAGGAUGGGGCCAACUCAUCUACUGCUCGCACUGAUGAGGCAUCACAAGGAGCUUCAGCUUCAAGCUCAGUUGCUGGAGCAGUCGGCAUGACCACCUCUGGAGAGAGUGAGUCUGAUGAUUCUGAAAUGGGAAGGCUUCAGGCUUUACUGGAGGCCAGAGGUCUCCCUCCACAUCUUUUUGGACCCCUAGGACCCCGAAUGUCACAACUGUUUCACAGGACCAUCGGCAGUGGAGCUAGCUCUAAGGCUCAGCAGCUGCUGCAGGGACUUCAAGCUACAGGUGAUGAGUCUCAACAGCUCCAAGCUGCAAUAGAGAUGUGUCAGCUGCUGGUGAUGGGCAACGAGGAAACACUUGGUGGAUUUCCUGUCAAGAAUGUUGUGCCCGCUUUGAUUACGCUGUUACAAAUGGAGCAUCACUUUGAAAUUAUGAAUCACGCCUCACGAGCGCUCACUUACAUGAUGGAGGCCCUCCCUCGAUCUUCAGCUGUAGUGGUUGAUGCUAUUCCCGUCUUCCUGGAGAAGCUUCAGGUGAUUCAGUUUAUUGACGUAGCAGAACAGGCCCUGACCGCUUUGGAAAUGUUGUCAAGACGACACAGCAAAGCAAUUUUGCAGGCUGGUGGGCUUGCUGACUGCCUCCUCUACCUGGAGUUUUUUAGCAUCAAUGCUCAGAGAAAUGCCUUGGCCAUUGCAGCCAACUGCUGCCAGAGCAUCACUCCAGACGAGUUCCACUUUGUUGAUGACUCUCUCUCAUUGUUAACUCAGAGACUCACACACCAGGAUAAAAAGUCAGUUGAAAGCACUUGCCUCUGUUUCGCCAGACUGGUAGACAACUUUCAACACGAAGAGAACCUGCUGCAGCAGGUGGCAUCCCGGGACCUGCUGACCAACAUUCAGCAGCUGCUGGUCGUCACGCCACCUGUUCUCAGCUCCGGGAUGUUCAUCAUGGUCGUUCGCAUGCUUUCCCUGAUGUGCUCGAACUGCCCGAGUUUAGCUGUCCAGCUUAUGAAACAGAACAUAGCAGAAACUCUGCGUUUCCUCUUGUGUGGUGCAUCAAAUGGCAGCUGCCAGGAGCAGAUUGAGUUAGUUCCCAGAAGCCCUCAGGAGCUCUAUGAACUGACCUCUCUCAUAUGUGAGCUGAUGCCCUGCCUUCCCAGAGAGGGCAUCUUUGCCGUUGAUGUAAUGUUAAAGAAGGGCAGUUCCCAGACAACAGAGGGUGCAAUCUGGCAGUGGAGGGAUGACCGGGGCCUCUGGCAUCCUUACAAUCGCAUUGACAGUCGCAUUAUUGAGACAGCCCAUCAGAACGGAGAAGAUGAGAUCAGUUUGUCAACUCUGGGUCGUGUCUACACCAUUGACUUCAACUCUAUGCAGCAGAUCAAUGAAGAUACAGGAACAGCACGUGGAAUCCAGAGGAAGCCCAACCCUCUUGCCAACCCCAAUACAGGGAGUCAUCAAGAGGUCCGUCGAGAAGACGCACGAGCCCAGCUGAUGAAGGAAGAUCCUGAGCUGGCUAAGUGCUUCAUUAAAACACUGUUCGGGGUCUUGUAUGAGGUGUACAGCUCAUCAGCUGGCCCUGCUGUCCGACACAAGUGCCUUAGAGCCAUCCUCAGGAUCAUUUACUUUGCUGAUGCGGAGCUGCUGAAGGAUGUGCUGAGGAAUCAUGCUGUGUCCAGUCACAUUGCCUCCAUGCUGUCCAGCCAGGACCUGAAGAUUGUUGUGGGUUCUCUGCAGAUGGCAGAAAUUCUCAUGCAGAAGCUGCCUGAUGUCUUCAGUGUUUAUUUCAGAAGAGAAGGUGUAAUGCACCAGGUGAAGAACCUCGCAGAGUCUGAGAGCUUUCUCGUCACUAGUCCCCCAAAGGCCUGCUCCAGUGGUACAACCAGCCUCUGUACCACAACCAUCAGCAAUUCAUCCACAACUUCUGCUAAUAAUGCAACUCCUGACCUGGGCUCCCCGAGCUUCCAGCACACGAUGGACGACUCACUGGACCUCAGCCCACAGGGGCGGUUAAGUGACGUCCUUAAGCGAAAACGGCUUCCAAAAAGAGGACCCAGAAGACCUAAAUACUCUCCGCCGAGAGAUGAUGAUAAAGCAGACAAUCAGGCCAAAAGCCCUACAAGUACACAGUCACCCAAGUCAUCCUUCUUGGCCAGCCUCAAUCCUAAGACCUGGGGGAAGCUUGGUGCUCAAACCAACAACGCCAACUCUGAGCCGUCACGCACAGCAGGAGUCAGUGGUCUGGCAAGAGUACCCCCCAAGGACUCAAUUUCAAAUAACAGAGACAAAAUUAAAGCCUGGAUCAAAGAACAGGCAAGUAAAUUUGUGGAGCGCUACUUCAACUCUGAAAAUGUGGACGGCAGUAACCCUGCACUGAAUGUACUGCAGAGACUUUGCACAGCGACUGAGCAGCUUAACUUGCAGGUGGAUGGUGGUUUGGAGUGUCUAGUGGAGAUCUCCAUUAUUGUAUCAGAAUCUGACGUGUCGUCUUUUGAGAUCCAGCAUAGUGGGCUGGUGAAGCAGCUGCUGGUCUAUCUUACCUCCAACACAGACAGAGACUUGCUAAGUCGUGACAUGCGGCUCAAGAGGUUCCUCCACGUGUUCACUGGCUGUCCGGUUCCAGGAAUGGAGUCAUUAAGUCGUCUGGAUCCUAUAGAGAAUGCUCCCUAUCUGGCACUUGUGCACAAAAUGAACAGCUGUCUGAGCCAAAUGGAGCAGUUUCCUGUCAAAGUGCACGACUUCCCCAGUGGCAACGGCAAUGGCAGCAGGGGAUCUCAAGCUUUGAAGUUUUUCAACACACAUCAGCUGAAGUGUCAGCUGCAGAGACACCCAGAUUGCACUAAUGUCAAACAGUGGAAAGGUGGCCCUGUGAAGAUCGACCCCCUGGCUCUGGUGCAGGCAAUUGAGAGAUAUCUUGUGGUCAGAGGAUACGGCCGAAUCAGGGAAGAAGAUGAAGACAGUGAUGAUGACGGUUCAGAUGAUGAAAUAGACGAAUCACUGGCAGCGCAGUUCCUGAACUCUGGUAGUGUGCGUCACAGACUACAGUUCUACAUCGGUGACCAUCUGCUGCCGUACAACAUGACAGUUUACCAGGCUGUGCGACAGUACAGUCUGCAGGCGGAGGAGGAAAGAGAGUCGACGGAUGACGAAGCAAAUCCACUCGGAAGAGCUGGAAUUUGGACCAAAACGCACACAAUAUGGUAUAAGCCUGUGAGAGAAGACGAGGAUGGUAGCAAAGACUCUGUGGGCGGGAAGCGAGGCAGAGCCCAGACUGCUCCCACCAAAACCUCCCCACGCAACGCCAAGAAGCAAGACGAGCUGUGGCACGAUGGUGUUUGCCCCAGCGUCCUCAAUCCCUUGGAUGCAUACCUCACUUCAGAGCCACCAGAGACCAUAACGUUUGAUGACCCUUCUUUAGAGGUCACCUUGCUGCUGAGGGUUCUUCAGUCUAUCAGUAGAUACUGGUUCUACUUGUAUGAUAAUUCUGUGUGUAAGGAAGUUAUUCCAACCACUGAGUUCAUUAACAGUAAACUGACUGCCAAAGCAAACCGACAGCUACAAGACCCACUAGUUAUCAUGACAGGAAACAUACCUACCUGGCUUAUUGAGCUCGGAAAGACCUGCCCCUUCUUCUUCCCCUUUGACACCCGGCAGAUGUUGUUCUAUGUAACCGCUUUCGAUCGAGACAGAGCCAUGCAGCGCCUACUGGACACAAACCCUGAGAUCAACCAAUCAGAUUCUCAGGACAGCAGAGUCGCACCUCGUCUCGACAGGAAAAAGAGAACGAUAAACCGCGACGACCUCCUAAAACAGGCAGAGUCAGUAAUGCAGGACCUUGGCAGCUCCAGGGCCAUGCUGGAGAUCCAGUAUGAGAACGAGGUGGGGACAGGUCUUGGUCCCACUCAGGAAUUUUAUGCUCUGGUUUCCCAGGAGCUUCAGAGGGCUGAUCUUGGCCUUUGGAGGGGCGAAGAGGUGACUCUGGCCAACCCUAAAGGAAACCAGGAGGGGAUGAAGUACAUGUUCAGCUCCAGAGGACUGUUUGCUGUUCCCUUUGGCAGAACAACUAAACCAGCACACAUAGCCAAAAUCAAAAUGAAGUUCCGUUUCUUAGGGAAGUUGAUGGCCAAAGCCAUUAUGGACUUUAGAUUGCUGGAUCUACCUUUGGGACUCCCUUUUUAUAAGUGGAUGCUACGGCAUGAGAUGUCUGUAAGCUCUCACGACUUGACCAACAUUGAUCCUGGUGUGGCCAAGUCCAUCCAGCACCUGGAGGAUAUUAUUCGUCAGAAGAAGAGGUUGGAACAGGACCGAUCUCAGACUAGAGAAACCCUGCAGCAGGCCCUGGAGAGCCUGAACAUGAAUGGCUGCUCUGUGGAGGAGCUCGGUUUGGACUUCACUCUUCCAGGAUUCCCAAACAUCGAGUUGAAAAAGGGAGGCAAAGACGUCCCGGUCACCAUCUACAACCUGGAGGAGUAUCUCAGGUUGGUGGUGUACUGGACUUUAAAUGAAGGCGUGUCRAGACAAUUUGAGUCGUUUAGGGAAGGAUUUGAGUCAGUUUUUCCCUUGCAUCACYUACAGUAUUUCUACCCAGAGGAGCUUGACCAGUUGCUGUGUGGCAGUAAAUCUGAGACCUGGGACGUCAAGACGCUGAUGGAGUGCUGUCGACCGGACCAUGGAUACACACAUGACAGCCGUGCCAUUCGUUUCCUGUUCGAGGUCCUGAGCAGCUUCGACGCUGAGCAGCAGAGGCUCUUUCUGCAGUUUGUCACAGGAAGCCCGAGGCUGCCUGUCGGAGGUUUCCGGAGCCUGAACCCCCCUCUGACCAUUGUGAGAAAAACAUUCGAGUCGACGGAGAACCCGGACGACUUCCUCCCAUCAGUCAUGACCUGCGUCAACUACCUGAAGCUGCCUGACUACUCCAGCAUAGAGAUCAUGAGAGAGAAACUCUUGAUUGCUGCUCGCGAGGGCCAGCAGUCUUUCCACCUUUCCUGAUCUCRCCACAUCUCACAUUUAAAUGCCUUCUACAGCGACUGAUGAAAUCAUGACUUCCUUAGUUUUUUUUUGUUUGUUUUUUUUUGUUUUUUUGUAAUCACACACGUUGAGGCUAUGGGGUAUAGCCUUCUUGUUAGAGAAGCAGCUUGCAGAAAAGUUAAGACUUUAAAUAUAUAUUUGCUGCCCCUGUCUCUCCAAAAAAAAGGAAAAAAAAUCUAAAAAAAAAUUAAAAUACAAAAAUGGAAAGUUGUUCCAUGACUCARAAGUUAAAAUAUWAAAAAAAAACAGAGUAAAACCUAUAUCAGUAGUUGAGUAAUGUUAAAAAGAUGAAUACAUCUGGGUGACAUUUUAAAUUGCAUUGCUAUGUGAUAUUUAAAAAAUAAAAUAAAAGGGAUGUCUCCUCUCCAGAGCGGUGGACAGCUUACUGGGUGUUGGGGAGGAACGGGGGAGGGGGGUGUUCAUUGAGCAAGCUAGGUUUACUUUAGCUCCAAAGAUCAUUUGUACAGACAAAUUUGCAGACUUUUGCUCAUUCUACACAUUUGAUAGAAUAGUUCUUUGUUUUCUCGUCUCCUCUCGGUUCUUCAGUCGGACGUUUUCUGUAUUCUAUUGGCCCCCGGUUUGUGUGUCGCAUUUCGGUUCAGCUUCCUCCCCCCACCCCACCUCGUGUGUCUCUUUGCUUCCACUUGUGAAAAAAACGACAGUUGCAGUUGGCUGAAUGCGGGUAGUGAGAAGAUCGUAUUAUCUUUUUAUUUCUUUGAGCUCUACCCAUGUUUGGACUGUGUUCUGGCCAUCCUUUAUUACAAAACGAGCUUUCAGCUUAACUGAAGAUUUGUAACUGAUGUGUUGGUUUAUUUUAUUUUUUCUCUUUGAUGGAGUUGGCAUCUUUCUGUUUGGCCCGACGGAAUCUGUGGGGUUCUUGUUUUGGCAGACCAAGCUCUGAGCAAACCCCCACUCCCACCCCUUCAACACAUAAUGUAGCUGGGCACAAAACAUUUGGCUGGUCUCAUUUUAUCGUUUCACGGCCAGGCAACAUUUCAAGUUCAUUUAUAGAAUAAAGUAUAUAUGCAGUUUCACACCCUGUCUGAGGUGGGAAUGUCUGCGUUACAGUUUUUUUUUAAUUUUCUAUAUUGUCUUUAUUUCUUGCUGUAGUUGAUUGUUUUUCUUUGCACUGCUGGCUUGGAACAAACCGUGGUGUGCACUUGCAGUCUGUGGCCAGGGGAGGGCGCCACUGUAUGCUUUCCUGGCCCAAUCGUUCAUGUGCUGGUUUCUAAGAUCUGCAAUAAUUUACUGCAUCAGGUUCUUGUUUUUACCUGAACAUAAAUAAAGUAACUGUUUGACUCAUA